This is a messenger RNA of Cottoperca gobio, 1778 nucleotides long. RefSeq names its product visinin-like 1b (gene vsnl1b). The transcript is spliced from 4 exons. The coding region runs from base 306 to 881 and encodes 191 amino acids. NCBI's taxonomy places the organism in Eukaryota, Metazoa, Chordata, Actinopteri, Perciformes, Bovichtidae. Gene Ontology annotation, molecular function: calcium ion binding. The record is from RefSeq and is a predicted model, not a curated record.
GAGCACCAGCGGACCUGUGAGGAGGCUGUGAUGCGCUGACGCUCCUGCAGUCGCAUCAGCUCAGACUGGCGUGGGAUCGGUCCCUGCUGCGCCUCAUCUGGAAUAAUAACGUCGGAAUAUCCACACAUUUCAUUAGCGGGUGUUUUUUUAAGGAGGCGAGCAGUGUUGAGAAUAAUCCCUUUUGGGCAAACGUCUCCGUCGGAAGGGGGUUUCUGUACUUUCAGAAACCAGAGCAGAUUUAUCCCGCAGAGAAUCAGAAGAGGCUGAAAUCAGGUGAAUAAACGCAUCAUUGCACCGCAGGAAACAUGGGGAAGCAGAACAGCAAGCUGACUCCGGAGGUGAUGGAGGAUCUGGUGAAGAACACGGAGUUCAACGAGCACGAGCUGAAGCAGUGGUACAAAGGCUUCCUGAAGGACUGCCCCACCGGCCGGCUCAACCUGGACGAGUUCCAGCAGCUUUACGUGAAGUUCUUCCCUUACGGCGAUGCAUCAAAGUUUGCACAGCACGCCUUCAGGACCUUCGAUAAAAACGGAGACGGGACCAUCGAUUUCCGAGAGUUCAUCUGCGCCCUGUCCAUCACGUCCCGCGGCAGCUUUGAGCAGAAACUCAACUGGGCCUUCAACAUGUACGACCUGGACGGGGACGGCAAAAUCACCAGAGUGGAGAUGCUGGAGAUCAUCGAGGCUAUCUACAAAAUGGUGGGCACCGUGAUCAUGAUGAAGAUGAACGAGGACGGUUUGACACCGCAGCAGAGGGUGGACAAGAUCUUCGGCAAAAUGGAUAAAAACAACGACGACCAGAUCUCGUUGGACGAGUUCAAAGAGGCGGCGAAGAGCGACCCGUCCAUCGUGCUCCUGCUGCAAUGUGACAUGCAGAAGUGAGCCCUCCAGCCUGCCCCCCCCCCACACGCUCCUCCCCCGUCUGUAACACACUCUGGACAGCAGCAUAUGUUUUAAUGUCUCUUUAGGUUCUCUGCCAUUCCCACAGGAAAACUAAACAAAACAAUGCUUGGACUAUUUUUCAAUGGACUCGCUUCUUGUGGUUGUAUGCAUGAGAAUGUCAAAUGCUGAAUAAUUUUGAAUAUAGCUAUAAGAUAUCAUACAUUUCUAUUUCAAAACAUGCCAACGUGAUUUGUGCACAGUAACCCUCGACAUAAACGUUAGCUUGUAUAUCAGUGGAGCACUGCAUUCUUUAUGUUCCUGCAGUAUUUAGGAUCCCCAGUGUUCACUGCUGCUACUGCCGUACGCUUUACAUUAUACUAACUAAACAAUAACUCCUCUGAUCAUUGUAACCGCCUCUAUCCAGACGUGGAGAUUAGAGGCUCCUGUCUGUGUUCACAUGGUGGAACCAAGAAGGUUCUUUGCAUGCAUAUAUUAUGUGUCAGAAAAAUAUAAUCUCUUACCUUUUGCAUCUUUAGGUGGUUAUAAAAGAGAAACCCUAUGGAAUUCAUUUAGUAUUGUUGCAUGGGAUGUACAGUGUGUGACUCAUCACCAUUCGUUCACCUCCAGUAAUGUGGGAGCAUGCUUUCCUCCAUCUGAUAACACGUGUAUGUGUUGAGUUUUUGGAAAGAUAUUUGGACUGUAGUUGUGGGUUAAUCUCCGAGGAAACGCUUUCACAUGAACAUCCAUGGAUGGAUUACUGAGCGGGGUCUCCUGGGCAUGGACCCAGGGGCCUCCUGGCCUUCACUUAAAACAAGACGCAAAACGACCACAAAGAGACGCAAAAACUACAGAUACAAAAACUACAAAGAGACACAAAAUGACUACAGAGAUACAAAA